Messenger RNA from Hansenula ciferrii, 1434 nucleotides. RefSeq names its product peptidylprolyl isomerase RRD1 (gene RRD1). The transcript has a single exon. Gene Ontology annotation, molecular function: protein tyrosine phosphatase activator activity; peptidyl-prolyl cis-trans isomerase activity. NCBI's taxonomy places the organism in Eukaryota, Fungi, Ascomycota, Saccharomycetes, Phaffomycetales, Wickerhamomycetaceae. Gene Ontology annotation, biological process: mitotic spindle organization. Gene Ontology annotation, cellular component: protein phosphatase type 2A complex; nucleus; cytoplasm. The coding region runs from base 1 to 1434 and encodes 477 amino acids. The record is from RefSeq and is a predicted model, not a curated record.
AUGUCUGCUAACGAGAUACUACAACCAGCGGCUUUUGAAUACGCAGAACCAGUGAAGAGAAUCUACGACUCGCAAGGUUUACAUUCUUUCCAGACUUCAGUGGCACUUUAUGAAAUCCAGAAAUCAUUGACCAAGAUAGUGGCUCUUGUUGAGAAUAAAGAGGUUCCAGAUGGGGUUCUAAGUAAGGAAUUGUUAUAUACUGAGCAGGAUGCUGAUAAAUAUUCACAUGAUUUUGAAAUACCAUUGUUUGAGGAUCCACAAUCUACAACUUUAUUACAAGAUAGAGUUACUCGCAAUCCUUAUUUGAAAUCUUUAUUGUCAUUAUUUGAAGACCUUUCAUUACUAGUGGAUCAAGUACCGCCUUUGGAAGGUCCAAGAAGAUAUGGGAAUUUGGCAUGUCGUGAUUAUCAUACAAAAUUCGAAUCAAAAUUGAAUGGAUUACUUACAAAGUAUAUAUUACCAUUUUAUAACUUACCAAAUCCUGAUGGUUUUAUUAAAGAAAUCGGUUGGUAUCUACUGAAUGCUUUUGGUUCAAAGGAAAGAUUAGACUAUGGAACCGGUCAUGAAUUGAAUUUUUUAGCUUUUAUAACUGGGUUAUGGAAAACAAGAGUAAUACCAAUAGAUAAUAUUGAUGGUUAUGAUUUUUUAAUAAUUUUUGGUAAAUAUUAUGAUUUAGCAAGAAAAUUAAUUACAACUUAUUCGUUAGAACCUGCUGGCAGUCAUGGUGUUUGGGGUCUUGAUGAUCAUUUCCAUAUUUCUUAUAUCUUGGGUGCUUCUGAAUUAUUAAACAAUUCUAAAACGAUGCCAGGUGUUUCGCCAAAAAUGAUUAAUAAUAGAUCGGUUGUUUUCCAAUAUAGCACCAAAAAUUUAUAUUUCAAUUCAAUUUCUUUCAUUUAUAAAGUUAAAAAAGGUGCAUUCUUUGAACACUCACCAAUACUAUAUGAUGUUUCAAAUGUUAAAAACUGGGAAAAAAUCUUGAAAGGUAUGUUGAAGAUGUACUCAGCUGAAGUUGUUAAUAAAUUUCCUGUUGUUCAACAUUUUUAUUUCGGUGGUGUUCUUUUUCCAUGGAGAUCUAUUAAAAAUGGAUCAAUUCUACCAAUAUCAACAGGUGAAGAUUCCAUUACAGAACAAUCAUCAUCGACUUCACAUUCGAACAAUGAAUUACAAAAUAAAUUAUCUUAUCCACAUCAAAAUGAUCAAAUACCCUUGGUAUCUGCACCUUGGAAAAAUAAACAAUCACAAGCUCAAUCUUUACAAGAGAGAUUAACUUCUUCAUAUACAUCAACGAGAAGAUCACCAACUCCACAAGGAUUUCAACAACCACAACAACAACAACAACAACAACAACAUACUAGAGCUCCAUGGGCUGUAAAUAAUCAAAGUGGAUCACAGCAACCACAAGAAACAACGAGAGCUACAUGGGCUAAAAGAUAA